Messenger RNA from Pestalotiopsis fici W106-1, 2136 nucleotides. RefSeq lists its product as uncharacterized. The record is from RefSeq and is a predicted model, not a curated record. The coding region runs from base 1 to 2136 and encodes 711 amino acids. Lineage: Eukaryota; Fungi; Ascomycota; Sordariomycetes; Amphisphaeriales; Sporocadaceae. The transcript has a single exon.
AUGAGUGCCGACGUUAUUCACGCGGCCGGGCAGGAGCCGGCGAAGGGUUCUACAUUGGAAUACGACCGUUUCGAAGAUGCCUCGGAAGAGAUACGACUUGUGGAAAUUGUUCACCACACAGACCAAUGUCUCAAACUGAAGUUGCGCAAAUUCAAAAUUGCCAAUGCUCCAGAAUACAAUGCGAUAUCGUAUACGUGGGGUGAUGCAGGAGUAACGGUCGAGAUCAUCGUCAACGAUCAGACGAAGCAUAUCACACGAAACUGUCGAUUCGCCCUCGAGCAAGUUCAUUGGCAUAGUCAUCUGAAUCAACCGCACCCAGUCUACUUCUGGAUCGAUUCGAUUUGUAUCAAUCAGGAUGAUGACGAGGAGAAGAAGCACCAAGUUGCAAUGAUGAGUCGCAUCUAUACACAAGCAGUCAAAGUGUUGGCUUGCAUAGGCGACCACCAAGACAACAGCGAAGAUCUUGCCACGACCUUGGCGGCAGCGAGGGAUUUUGCUGAGCAAUGCAAAAACGGGCAAUACUUUUCUAAUGCAGAGAAAAGUUGGUCCAGGAUAAAUGAUAAAACCACAUUGGGUGCGGUUAAAUCGUUUAUUUGUAACACGCUUGAACGUAAAGACGGUGGAGAAUUGUUGAUGAGAAGGUUUUUGGAUACAUUUUACGAUUUCUCAGCACGUCAAUAUUGGACACGGCUCUGGAUUAUCCAAGAAGUAGCGGCAUCAAAACACCUCGAAGUUCUAUGUGGCUUCGAUAAGUUUUCAAGACCGGACAUCUUUCUACUUGACUGGAUUGCCACUUCUUAUAGGUGGUCUUUCUAUGUUCGCAUCAACGCUCCCAGAGGUUCAUUCUACAACAGUAACAUGACUUCCUUCGAUCGUGACGACGCCUUCUCGUUUCUCACAUUUGUUCUAAACCGCAAUUCGAAAGAUCGAAUCCCAGCUAUAGACAUAUUCUCCUCGAGGAUCCAAUUUGGAUGUUCACGACCGGAAGACCGAGUAUACGGCAUGUUGGAUCUGGUAGAAUGGCCCAAUGUCGAGCCCUCUAUCAAACUCGAACCAGUCUAUGGGCCGUGUGCCAAUAUGGAUGUAGCUGAAUAUUUUCUCAGCUAUGUCGACUACACAUAUCGCCAAUAUCCACCAAUCUUUAAGGGACUCGAGAUCUCCCAUGACUUGAGUAAGAUGGAGACACUAAUCAAGGAUCGAUCUGUUGAAUUACCGACACCUCAAGCCACACCAGGAAAGUACUCGACACGGAUGUACGAUCUUGACAUAAACAGCUGCGAAAUUUUGUCCAGAAAAAAUAUGGACAGGCUCACUGCGGAACUAGUUCGCAUCAAGACCACCACUCGCGACUUCCAUCCAACAACUGAUAUGAUCAACAAUGCACCCCAGUUGUUAUACUCGGAGUCUGACAUCGCGGGUUUACUUUGCAGUAAAGCCCGAGAAAACGAUUUGAUAGUCAAGACUCCCUUUUCAAAAGGGCUUCUUGUGUUACGGGAAACCGGAAAUUCCAACGAGUACGAUAUUAUUGGACAAGGGUUGUUGCUUGCAGGAUUUGACUUCCCUGAAACACGGCUACUGCUUGUGGAAACUCGCGAAAGAUAUGCGAAUGAAUUGAUCAACCACUACAUUCGUCUGAUGUGGAUUCAAGCGGAUUUGGGGACUGGGGCAUCUGAUAGAUACGAAUUUCGACGCGAAAACCUUUACAGGGAACGUUUUGCAGGCUGUCUCGAUGUGCUUCAAAAAUAUUAUGGAGUGAGAUUAGAAUCAUCAGUCCAUGAAGAAGAACCACAACCGAGCAUGAUAUCGGAAGAAAUAUCAUCAAGCACCAUUGGAUUCGGUGACGAUCUCUUCGAGCAGCCUCAUCCUGAGAAAAGAGGGCAGCACGUUUUGAGCCAGAUUAGAAGCCUUUUGAGACGCUUUGAGGAGAUACAAAGGAUUGCAAAGCAGGACAAGCAAAGUUUAGACCAACAAGGUCGGAAAAUUGGCUGGAGACAAACUUUCAUUUUGAAGCUUGAGCCACUCGAGAUGUUGCUCCUGGCGUGCCAGGAUCUGGAGAAAGACGGAACCCGCAAUGAGGAUAAGAUGAUGGGGAGACUCAAGACCAAAGUGUACGGCACAGUUAUUGCCGAGGACUAA